This is a messenger RNA of Letharia columbiana, 1080 nucleotides long. RefSeq lists its product as uncharacterized. The record is from RefSeq and is a predicted model, not a curated record. Gene Ontology annotation, molecular function: dihydroorotase activity. The transcript has 7 exons. Lineage: Eukaryota; Fungi; Ascomycota; Lecanoromycetes; Lecanorales; Parmeliaceae. The coding region runs from base 1 to 1080 and encodes 359 amino acids. Gene Ontology annotation, biological process: pyrimidine nucleotide biosynthetic process; 'de novo' pyrimidine nucleobase biosynthetic process. Gene Ontology annotation, cellular component: cytoplasm.
AUGCUGCUCUCGGAAGUCCAGUCUUCCUUGCGGCUGCCUGCAGGUGCCGACUUCCAUGUCCACCUCAGAGAUGGGCCCAUGAUGGAACUCGUGGUUCCAACCAUCAGAAGAGGCGGAAUUGACCUUGUUUACGUAAUGCCCAACCUCAACCCUCCCAUAACCAACGUUCAGCAAUGUCUCGACUACCAAACCCGCCUGCAAGCUAUGGAACCGAAUGUCAGGUUCCUAAUGUCUCUCUACCUUAACUCCUCAAUAACCCCUGCGACUAUCUACGAAGCCAAACGUGCAGGCAUCGUUGGCGUAAAAAUGUAUCCAGCAAAUGUCACAACGGGGUCUUCCCAAGGUGUCACAGAUUACGCCGCCUUCUACCCUGUACUGGCCGAAAUGGAAAGGCAGGAUAUGAUCCUAAAUCUUCAUGGCGAGUGCCCUUCAGUCGGAGACGUAACAGUCAUGUCAGCCGAGUCAGCUUUCCUUCCCAUCCUCUCCGAUUACCACACGCGCUUCCCCCGUCUCCGCAUAGUCCUCGAGCAUCUGAGCACCGCCGCCGCCGUCUCCGCCGUAGCAGCUUGCGGCGAAACAGUAGCGGCGAGCAUCACAUCGCACCACCUCUCUUUGAUCGUAGAUGAUUGGCAGAAUGACGUCCACUGCAAUUGCAAACCAGUCGCUAAGCUCCCGAGCGACCGCGCCGCGCUGCUGAGAGCGGCCAUUUCUGGAAACCCCAAGUUUUUCUUCGGCUCUGACAGCGCACCUCACCCAAUUGCUGCAAAGAAGGGUGGGGAUAAGAUUGCUGCAGGGGUAUUCACCCAGCCUUACACGACGCAGUCGGUAGUCGAUGCGCUCGAGAAGGCCGUUGAAUGGGGCGUCUUGAAGGACGAGGACGUCACCGUGGAAAGGCUGAAGGGCUUCAUGGGCGACUUCGGGAGAAGAUUCUACAAGGUCGAGAGUGAGCCAAGAGGGGAGAUCGAACUGAGAAGGGGAGAGGACCGGAUCAUGGAUGUGCUGCAGAAUGACGAUCAGAGUGUGCAGGUGGUGCCCUUCAGGAGGGGAGAGAAGACAUGGGGUUUGUCUUGGGUCCAGUGA